AUGGAGGACGAGCAAAUGCUUGAUCUGAUACGGCGGGCGAAUCCGAACUGCGGUUAUAUGUAUGUGGUGGACACCAGGCCCAGGAUCAACGCGAUGGUGAACCGCGCCGCCGGCAAGGGCUACGAGAACGAGGCGUUCUACGAGAACAUCAAGUUCCACUUCAUGGGCAUCGGGAACAUCCACGUGAUGAGGAAGAGCCUGCAGAGGCUGGUCGAGACUUGCGAGCAAAACACGCCGUCUAUGUCUUCGUUCCUGAGCGGUUUGGAGUCGUCCGGUUGGUUGAAGCACAUAAAGUCGAUCCUGGACGCGUCGUGGUGGAUCGCGCGCGCGCUGGACGGCGGCGCGAGCGUGUGCGUCCACUGCAGCGACGGCUGGGACAGGACGGCGCAGGUGUGCUCGCUGGCGGCGCUCCUCCUGGACCCCCACUACCGCACCAUCAACGGGUACCAGGCGCUGAUCGAGAAGGACUGGCUGUCUUUCGGGCACAAGUUCGCGGCGCGCUGCGGCCACGUGGCGUGCGACUCCCGCGAGCGCUCGCCCGUCUUCACUCAGCUGCUCGACUGCACCUGGCAGCUGCUGCGGCAGAUCCCGCAGGCGUUCCAGUUCAACGAGAGGUUUCUCCUCACCCUUCACGACCACGCCCACGCGUGCCAAUACGGCACCUUCAUUGGCAACUGCCAGAAGGACAGGAGGGAUCUAAGGCUGUCGGAGCGCACGUUCUCGCUGUGGGGCUACAUGGCGAGCCACCUCAACGAAUACAAGAACCCCCUGUACAACCCCAAGGCCUACCCGGACGCCCUCAAGCCGGACCUCAGCGCGCAGAGCAUACGGUUCUGGCGCGGCAUGUACUGCCGGCACGAGAGCGGCGUGCACCCGCGGGAGCCCCUCGGCGACCUGCUGCCCGCCGCGGUCGAGCACGCCUCCGCGCUCGAACACCACAUCAACUACCUCGCCAAGCGGAUAUCCACGUUCAAGAAUCUCCUAUCAGGCAAGAAGGCGGACAAGGGCAGAGGGGCCGUUGUGAACUACCAGAACGGGAACGUUGACGCAGUAGAGAUCGAAACGAAGACCGAGUCGUUGCAGAUUGACAAUAAGUUGCUGUACGAGUCCAGUGGCGGUCUCUCUGAGCUGGAGUGCGCCAACCACGACCACCCCCUCAAGGAGGCCCACCCCAACGCCACACCACUCAAGAUACCGCUUAUAACCGAGAGGGCGGAGGAUUCGGUCCCGGGCAGCCUGGCUGAGUUGGAGAGCGAGGUGAACUCCGUCGCCCUGGACUGGAAGAGCAUCAAGAACGUGACCGAGUGCAGCUGUUCGACGCCGCUGGACCACUACAGCAGGAAGCACCACUGCUGGGGCUGCGGCCGGUGCGUGUGCACGCGCUGCGUGUGCCGGCGCGCGCCCCUCCCCGCGCUCGCCGCCCCCCGCGCGGCGCCCCUCUGCGCCGCCUGCGCCCCCUCCGCGCCCCCCUCGCCCGCCACGCCACCCGCGCCCGUGCCCGAUUUGUUGACACCAGCCACC
Messenger RNA from Iphiclides podalirius (scarce swallowtail), 1521 nucleotides. NCBI's taxonomy places the organism in Eukaryota, Metazoa, Arthropoda, Insecta, Lepidoptera, Papilionidae. The record is from the annotation of a GenBank genome assembly.